Salvia hispanica is the source of this 1423-nucleotide messenger RNA. RefSeq names its product Uroporphyrinogen decarboxylase (gene HEME2). Gene Ontology annotation, biological process: porphyrin-containing compound biosynthetic process. Gene Ontology annotation, molecular function: uroporphyrinogen decarboxylase activity. The record is from RefSeq and is a predicted model, not a curated record. NCBI's taxonomy places the organism in Eukaryota, Viridiplantae, Streptophyta, Magnoliopsida, Lamiales, Lamiaceae.
UCAAUGUUAACCCAUCUCCUUCAUUUUUCUUUUUCAGAGACUCCCUCACACUCAGAUAAAUUUUCCCAUUCCAUUUUUUGGAGCGAUCUUCCUUAGGAUAUAUGGCUUGCAUUUAUAGCAGCUCAGUUUCUUCGAUUUCCACUAAAUUGAAUUUCCCCUCUCUUUCUAAUCACAAACCCAAGUUCGUUUGCUCUCUUGGAGGGGCUGUUGCUGAGCCAAAAGCUGUAAAUGCCACCGAGCCAUUGUUGCUUAACGCUGCGCGGGGGAAGGAAGUGGAGAGGCCACCUGUUUGGCUUAUGAGACAAGCAGGGAGGUACAUGAAGAGUUACCAACAACUCUGUGAGAAGCAUCCGUCUUUCCGUGAAAGAUCAGAAAAUGUGGAUCUUGUGGUGGAAAUCUCUCUUCAGCCAUGGAAAGUUUUCAAACCUGAUGGGGUGAUCUUAUUCUCUGAUAUUCUGACACCUUUGACCGGUAUGAAUAUUCCAUUUGACAUAGUGAAAGGCAAGGGUCCCAUCAUAUUUGAUCCAAUAAGCAGCGCUGCUGAUGUUGAGAAAGUGAUUGAAUUCACUCCUGAUGAGUCAGUUCCAUAUGUAGGAGAAGCUUUGACUAUCUUGCGCAAGGAGGUGAACAAUGAAGCAGCAGUGCUUGGUUUCGUUGGGGCGCCGUUCACCCUGGCUUCUUAUUGCGUUGAAGGAGGUUCCUCAAAACACUUCUCGAAGAUAAAGAGAUUGGCUUUCUCAGAGCCAAAGGUCCUUCAUGCUUUACUUCAAAAGUUCGCAACGUCCAUGGCUAAGUACAUCCAGUACCAAGCUGACAAGGGUGCACAAGCCGUUCAGAUCUUUGACUCGUGGGCAACGGAACUCAGCCCCGUUGAUUUUGAGGAGUUCAGCCUCCCAUACCUGAAGCAGAUUGUGGAUACGGUGAAGCAUACCCACCCGAACCUCCCGCUGAUCCUGUACGCAAGUGGCUCUGGUGGCUUGAUCGAGAGGCUGCCCCUCACGGGCGUGGACGUUGUGAGCUUGGACUGGACUGUCGACAUGGCUGAAGGAAGGAGGCGCCUGGGCCCCGACGUGGCCGUGCAGGGCAAUGUGGAUCCAGGCGUCCUUUUCGGAUCGAAAGAUUUCAUCACUGAGAGGAUAAAUGACACAGUUAGGAAAGCUGGGAAAGGGAAGCAUAUAUUGAAUCUUGGACAUGGGAUUGUAGUUGGUACACCUGAAGAAAAUGUGGCUCAUUUCUUUGAGGUUGCUAAAAGCCUUAGAUAUUAGGAGAUCUUUGCUGUUUUUUUUGUAGGGUUAAUCCUUUGAUUGGUGUAUUAGAGGUAGCUUCAAGAUUAAAAUAUUUAAUUUGAAUAUGUAAUUGUUGGAUUACGCCACUUUAUAUUUACUCCUUCCGUCUCCCUUAAGAUGACAUGUUUUCCUUUUUA